UCAAGAGCUAUUUCAAAAUAAUUCAAACGUUUCGCGACUGUUCACCAGUACGGACGUCCAAUCCAAAACCUUAGGUUCUCCGACUAAGCUGAUCAUUUCAACUCCCAUUUUUCCAUUUCUUUUUUCUGGUAAAAGUUCUUGCCGAAGGUGUUUGCUUCCUGCUAGCAAUUGGAGUGUUUGAAGAAGGUGGUGAAGGCGUGACUUUGUGCUGACGGGAAAGGCUUCCGAAGCGAUAUCCUGUUUUGUCGCGGAAGUAUCCGGUUCAAGUGAUCUCGCGUGCGGGCUUUUUGUGGUGUGAACCAAAACCGGAAUCGAGUGUAACGUCCGCUGAUAGGCUGAUAUUGUGAUCCGAACCGAAAAAAGCUUUUCUCGCGUGUGCAUAUUGUCGUAACAACUCGGAGUUCAACAUGUUGGAAAAGGAACCGGAUUCGAUGGCUGUCACCAUGAAGCAGGAUUAUGCAGCUAGCGAAGUCUACAGCACUACGAGCGAGGCGCCACCUGCAUACAAAAUCCGCCAGGCCAACUCGGUCAAGAUUGCCCGGAUUGUGGCCGUCACGGUAAUCCUGUCGUCCUGCAUCCUGGGGUCGUUCAUGCUCGCUUCGACGUACCUGCAGGCGAAGCAGUCCUGCGACCAGAUGCAAACCCUGGAUGCCGUCCUCAACAAGGAACUGAUGCUGGAGGCGAUGCAACAGGAACUCCCCAAAGCGCAAGCCUUGAUGCAAGACAACCUAUCGGUGGACGAGGCCAACCUGCAGAGCAUCGACCGGGAAGAGAAGCAGAAGAAGCCCACCGGCAAGCCAGAGGAGAAGAAGGAAUCGUCCGAGAGCACCGACUCCGAAGACGAUGACGAAUCGGCCGCCGAUGGAGAGAGCGACGAGAGCGCCGACAUGAACUCCAACAACCGGGUUCGGGUUAAGCUGCCGCUGGAUCUGGAUCUGUCCGAGCUGGCCCACACCAUGCUGCGCGAUAACCACAAGUCCAAGAUGAACUGUGUCGUUGAGCGACGCCGAUCGGAGGAAAUGGUUGACUCGCCGGCCAAGACCAUGCGAUUGCCCUUCGGAAUGGAGUUCAACACCGAACCCAAGAAGCAGAAGGUUACCGGAGAACGUAUUGCCAUCUUCUGCGAAACCGGAAACGAACCAAAGAAUGAAGACGCUGAACCCGUGCGUCAAGUCCUGAUCCCCAUCCCACCGAUCCGCUCGUUCGGCCCCAUCACUCACCUGCCCCAACAGAUGCCCCCACAACCGAUGAUGCGCCAAAUGGCCCGACCAAUCUUCCCCAUCCCAAUGAUGAGUCAUCACCAGCAGCCCCAGCAGAUGCCUCCAGUCCCAGCCCAGAUGAUGCAAGCUCCCCAUCCCGAGAACCCCAUGAUCCGUCCAGCCUUCCACGCUCAACCUCAACCGAUGAUUCAUAGCCCACAGCCUCAGCAGCCACAGUCUACCUUCCCACAGCAGAUGCAGCCACCACGUGCCGAAGUUCGCAUCCAGUUCCAGCGCAUCCCGAUUCCGGAAGCCAUCCGACCAUUCCUGCCCCCACAGGCUCUUCGCAACGGCCCAGAACAACCCGAAGUUCAAAUCCGUGAAGUGCCCCUGGAGAUGGCUCUGCAGAAGGUUGGACUGUCGGCCGAUGAGCUGAAGGACAUCCACGAAAUCGCCGCCCAAAAGUUCACCGAACAACUGAAGCAACUGAUCGGAGAGAUGGCUGAUUCGGAAGAAAGUAGCGAUGAGGAGACCGAUUCGUACCGCACUACCCCUGCCCAGGAGCCCGCCUCGCAGCACUCCGAGGAACGGGAACUCCAGGAACAGCAGCCUCCCCGCCCACAGGAACAAGAGCCUCAGGUACACAACGUUGAACCACAGAUCCUUCCCAUGGGACGUGCCCAGUAUGCUCGAUCUCUGGUCAACCCUAUCAACCUUCCCGGAAAGGUCGUAGAGUCGUCCCUAUCCGUUUCGUCUGACGAGGAUGCGGAACGUCCACACUACGUUCAACCACGAUCGGUCUAAGCACGGAUCGUAAUCAAACGCGCCAAUGUUUCCAUUCCUGAAAACAGCGAAACAUUCCAGCACGUUUGCACAUGUGAUUGUAAAAAUUAAACAGAUGUUUUGAAGAAAGUUUAUACAAAAGAUAAACCCAAUCGAUAAGUAUUAGCCAGAAGCGAGGGAGAAGAAGAGAAUGAACAAACAUACAAAUCAACGAGAAAAGAUUGUGAAUGUGUAAAUAAUUGUUAGAAACUUUCAAAACCAACCAAAACAACCAAUCGUUCCAGAACUAAUGAGCAAUCAACAAACCUAAAUCCACAAAUGCCACAAAAGAUGUCAGUACAUGAGUGCAGAAUCAGCAAAACAAUUGAAACAAAAAGAAAACUGAAAAUCUUUUUUUAUUUUGCUCUAAAACACAACAACUGAAAGGUUUCCUAAAUAUGUAUUAAAAAGCUAGUAGAGAGUAGUGAAAAGAAA
Molecule: messenger RNA, 2456 nt
Organism: Aedes aegypti (yellow fever mosquito)
Lineage: Eukaryota; Metazoa; Arthropoda; Insecta; Diptera; Culicidae
Gene: Msr-110
Product: RNA polymerase II degradation factor 1
Exons: 6
Coding region: 408-2003 (531 amino acids)
Source: RefSeq, a predicted model, not a curated record